Coffea eugenioides is the source of this 2637-nucleotide messenger RNA. RefSeq lists its product as uncharacterized. The record is from RefSeq and is a predicted model, not a curated record. The transcript is spliced from 2 exons. Bases 623 to 2338 code for a protein of 571 amino acids. Lineage: Eukaryota; Viridiplantae; Streptophyta; Magnoliopsida; Gentianales; Rubiaceae.
GAUUCCUAUUCAGAAUGUGAAAGGCAAACCAAACACCUCCAACAUACGUUGUUGGGCACUUUUUGCUCGCCUCCAAAAUUGAUGUGCCAAAAAUGCAACUGACUUCUCAUAUGAUACAACUCCUUUCUCUACUCAACAUCAUAUAAGCAACUACCCCAGCAGGAGGUGGUGGUGGAGGACCAACUCCAAGUCCCAAAGUCCCUAAUCCACCUUCUUUUGCCAUCAGAGAAAAGCUCUGCUCGUCUUCUUUCUGAGUCUUUGCUUUUUCCUCACUCAAUCCCUCCCACGGAAAAGUACACCCACUAAACUCUGUUUCAAAUCUGCUUUACCAACGAAUUGGAGGCCCCAAAAGUCACUAGCUUCCUUUAAUUAUUGUAACCUGUGCAACUUUUGAUCCUUGCAUAGGAAACAGAGGAGACCCAAAAAAAAAAAACUGUUGUUGCAGAGGAGAUCACUCUUGUUUUUCCCUGUUUACUUGGAUUCUUGCAUAUUAUUAACAAUGAAUAUUGUUAGCUAUGUUAUUUUAUAGUUUGUGAAGAAUAAAACUAGCUGAAAGCCAAAGGCUUGAGAAAUACUUGUUGGGUCCUUGAGUUCUUUGAUGUUUUGAGGAAGAAGAAGAAGUAUGUUGGGGUCCCAGUAUUGCUGCUGGGAGAAUCAAUACGAAGAUGAAUUGUUGCUAGUGGAACCAAAGCCUUUCACCCUGCCUGCACCCAUUCCUCAAUGGCCUCAAGGUCAAGGUUUUGCUACAGGAAGAAUAUUCUUAGGAGAAAUUGAAGUUGCUCAAGUCACCAAGUUUGAAAGGAUUUGGAGUUGUAAUCUGUUUUGGAGAAAAUCAGAUGGUGUAUCAUUUUAUAGGCCAGUGGAUAUACCGGAUGGCUUUUUCAGUCUAGGUCAUUAUUGCCAGUCAGAUGACAAACAAUUCCAUGCCCAUUUUCUUGUUGCCAGAGAAGUGGCAAGUCUGACUCAUGAUAGCCAAAGUCAUGAUAUGGCAUCUGAAUCUCCAGCUCUUAAGAAGCCUCUUAGCUACAAUUUAGUUUGGAGCUCCAGUUCUCGUAAUGAUGGGCAUGGUUUUAUUUGGCUACCAAAUGCUCCAAGUGGAUACAGAUCAAUGGGCUUUGUGGUCACUAAUGAUGCCGAUGAGCCUGAGCUUGAGGAAGUUAGAUGCGUUCGGGCUGAUCUGACUACAAGUUGUGAAACUAGUGAUAUUUUAUUUAGUGCAGAUACACUUCGUGUAUGGAGCACCAGACCCUGUGAACGAGGCAUGUUUGGCAAAGGUGUUUCAGUCGGGACAUUCUUCUGCAGUCCACUGAGUUGGACAGACUUCUUUGCUUCAUACUUCAGCUCUCUAGACGAAUAUAAUAUUGCUUGCUUGAAAAACCUGGACACCUCUCUGAAUGCAAUGCCAAAUAUCGACCAGACCCAUGCACUCAUUAAGCUCUAUGGACCUACAGUUUACUUCCAUUCUGAUGAGGAAUAUUUACCUUCAUCAGUUUCAUGGUUCUUCAUUAAUGGAGCCCUUCUCUAUAAAGAUGGAAAGGAUGAUGGGAUAGCCAUCGACUCUAGGGGUUCAAAUUUACCUAGGGGUGGAGAAAAUGACGGCAAAUAUUGGCUGGAUUUGGCACUUGAUGAUAAUGAGAGGAAUUAUCUCAUGUGCGGCAACAUGGAGAGUACGGAGCUGUAUGUUCAUGUUAAACCUGCCUUAGGUGGUAGUUUCACUGAUAUUGUCAUGUGGAUAUUUUGCCCCUUCAAUGGGCCAGCAACAAUUAAAGCUCCUUUCAUGAAUAUUCCCCUGAACCGAAUAGGCCAACAUGUUGGUGAUUGGGAGCAUUUUACUCUCCGGAUAAGCAACUUCACUGGUGAGCUUUGGAGUGUUUACUUCUCUGAGCAUAGCGGCGGUGAAUGGUUGGAUGCCUGUGAGUUAGAGUUCAUCAAGGAUAAUAAGCCGAUUGUGUAUUCAUCAAAACAUGGCCACGCAAGUUAUCCACAUGCUGGCUGCUACCUGCAGGGAGCUACAAAGCUUGGAAUAGGAGUCAGGAAUGAUUGUGCUAAAAGCAAGUACUUCGUAGACUCUAGCACUCGGUAUCAAAUCAUUGCAGCCGAAUACCUUGGAAAUGGAGUGCUUGCAGAACCUCAGUGGUUACAGUACAUGAGAGAAUGGGGUCCAACAAUUGUGUAUGAUGCCAGAUCAGAAGCAGAUAAGAUCAUCAGCCACCUUCCAUUUUUGGUUAGAUUCACAGUGGAGAGCCUGUUCGAACUAUUUCCAACUGAGCUUUACGGCGAAGAGGGUCCUACAGGACCUAAGGAGAAGGAUAAUUGGCUUGGAGAUGAAAGGUGUUAGAUAUGCUCUCGAUUAGCCUCUUCGAUAUUAAUAUGGGGUUGAGCAAUGAUCAUGCCUUCAAUCUGCAUUUGCAGCCUGUUACACAAUGCUGGAAGCUGUACUCUAUUGUUUUAUUGCAGUAUGAUUGCCAUUCUUUGGAGCUUUGUAUGCCACUGCAUCUGUGUUUGUAUUCAGUGAAGUCUUUAGGAACACAUUCAGUAUUGAAAAAUCCCAUUGUUGUGCUCAAGACAAUGUAUACAUGUAUGCAGUAUAUUCCACAUCUUGAAUGGGUCAAUUUAAGAUUCUGUCAUUUGGUCUAA